AUGGUUCAUAUACAAAAAUGGUAUGCAGUACGUAUCACAUUUCUAACGACGACUACACUACACCAGUACCCGGCCGAGUUCGUCAAGACUCGCCGCCAGCUAUACUUCAAGCCCUCCGAUGGCGCGGCGACGCCAUUCCAUCCGCCCAGCUCCCUCUCCAUCCUCCGCGACACCGUCCGCCGCUCCGGCGUGAGGGGAAUCUACUCUGGCGUCCAGGCGCUCGCGACGUCCAACGCCGCAAAGUCCGGUAUCCGGUUCCUCGCUUUCGAGACGACUCGCGCGAAGCUAGACGCCUUGGCCAGCACGGAGUCCGACCCCGACGCGGGCCAUGGAAAACGACAGCCGCGUGCGGCGUGGAUCAACGUCGUGAGCGGCCUCAGCGCCGGCGUGGCGGAGAGCAUCGCCGUCGUCACGCCCGGCGAGGCAAUCAAGACCAAAAUGAUCCACGAUGCAUCCUCCUCCACCGGCGGCCGGUUCGCGAACCGCGGGCUGCUCGGCGCCGUCGGCGUGCUGGUCCGCGAAGAGGGCGUAAGAGGCCUGUGGAGCGGCCUGACGCCGGUGCUGUGCAAGCAGGGCACCAACAGCGCGGUGCGGUUCACGACAUUUGCGAUGCUUCAGGAGCGGGUUGCGAUGUGGCGGCCCAUGCUUGACGGGAGCAUCGGGAGCACGCUUGUUCUGGGCGGGAUCAGUGGCGUUUUUUACGGUGUGUCUAGGUAUGCGUCGAUGCCAUUUGAUAACAUCAAGACUAGGAUGCAGAGCGUCGACGCGCGGUACAAGGGUAUGCUGGACUGCGCCGCGCAGACGCUUCGCGAGGAUGGCGUGCUGGCGUUGUGGAGAGGCACGUCGCCGAGACUGGUCCGGCUGACUCUCUCGAGCGGCAUCACGUUCACGGUCUAUGAUCAGGUGGUGCGAUUGAUGAAGUCGGCCCGAGCAGGCCGCGACGCCGGCAAUAUACAGCGCCUGUAA
Messenger RNA from Colletotrichum spaethianum, 966 nucleotides. RefSeq names its product tricarboxylate transport protein. Lineage: Eukaryota; Fungi; Ascomycota; Sordariomycetes; Glomerellales; Glomerellaceae. Gene Ontology annotation, biological process: mitochondrial citrate transmembrane transport. The record is from RefSeq and is a predicted model, not a curated record. Bases 1 to 966 code for a protein of 321 amino acids. The transcript is spliced from 3 exons.